Messenger RNA from Herpailurus yagouaroundi (jaguarundi), 3361 nucleotides. RefSeq names its product phospholipase A2 group XV (gene PLA2G15). The record is from RefSeq and is a predicted model, not a curated record. Gene Ontology annotation, biological process: lipid metabolic process. Lineage: Eukaryota; Metazoa; Chordata; Mammalia; Carnivora; Felidae. The transcript has 7 exons. The coding region runs from base 814 to 1926 and encodes 370 amino acids.
AUCUGCUGUGCUCUAAGCGUGGGGUGGGGGAGCAUAUGACUGUCUGUCUUGUCACCUGGUUCCGUCCGUCCACCUCUCGCCAUGCUGGGCGCGGGUGUGGUCAACCUCUCUUCACCUUCCCCUGUAGAAUAUGGGGUAAAUGGGAGGGCUGCUGUUCUCUUGUCUAUCAGUAUUGCUAUCUACGUCAGUCCCAAGCUUUGCCUCGCUUUAUGUCCAUUUUUUAGCUGGAGAGACCGAGAUCCUUUGGCCCCACUCCUGAGGGUCGGCGGGGGGAUAGGGUGUUCUCGGAGUUGGUCUCCAGGGUCCUCAAUUGUUGAUUUGGGCAUGACUAGGAGGCUGUCUCUCUCGACUCUUCCAGCCCCAUGUGUUUCAGGAGGCAUUAUUGAAAGGAAGCUUUUGGGGGAAAGAAUGACUCUCCUAUCCUGCCACCAAGACACCCCCCUCCCCAACUUACCAAAUGGGUGGCAUUGGCCUGAGGGAGGAAGCCUAAGGGAAUCUGAGGAUGGCUAAAGACAGAGGUCACAGCAGAGGAGCCUUACGCCACAGCCAGAGUCACAGAAUCCUAAUCUGCCCAGCUUCUCAGAGAGUGAAGCUGUUGGCAUUAAUCCUGGGAAACCCCAUGGUGGGCAGUGGAGGAGCUGUUCCUGGACACACAGCAGGGACCAUCAGACGAUCAGCCUCCAAGGGUGACCACCUUCUAUGAGUGAGACCCAAAUUGGUGGUAGAGACCAAAGAAGUGAUACAGAAGACUUUGGGCUGGUGGAGGACUGUAACAAGUCAUAUCUACCCCAACCUCAGUCUCCUCAUCUGUAAAUGCCUGGUGAUUUGGGCAACCAGCUGGAGGCAAAGCUGGACAAGCCAACGGUCGUACACUACCUCUGCUCCAAGAGGACGGACAGCUACUUCACCCUCUGGCUGAACCUCGAGCUGCUGCUACCUGUCAUCAUUGACUGCUGGAUCGACAACAUCAGGCUGGUUUACAACAGAACAUCCCGGGCCACCCAGUUUCCAGAUGGUGUAGAUGUGCGUGUUCCUGGCUUUGGGAAGACUUUCUCACUGGAGUUCCUGGACCCCAGCAGAAGCAGUGUGGGUUCCUAUUUCCAUACCAUGGUAGAGAGUCUUGUGGGCUGGGGCUACACACGGGGUGAGGAUGUCCGGGGGGCCCCCUACGACUGGCGCCGAGCCCCAAAUGAAAACGGGCCCUACUUCCUGGCUCUCCGGGAGAUGAUCGAGGAGAUGCAUCAGCUGUAUGGGGGCCCUGUGGUGCUGGUUGCCCACAGCAUGGGCAACAUGUACACACUCUACUUUCUGCAGCGGCAGCCACAGGCCUGGAAGAACAAGUAUAUCCGUGCCUUUGUGGCACUGGGUGCGCCCUGGGGGGGCGUGGCCAAGACUUUGCGUGUCCUGGCCUCAGGAGACAACAAUCGGAUCCCAGUCAUUGGGCCCCUGAAGAUUCGGGAGCAGCAGCGGUCUGCCGUCUCCACCAGCUGGCUGCUGCCCUACAACUAUACCUGGUCCCCUGAGAAGAUCUUCGUGCGUACACCCACAGCCAACUACACACUGCGGGACUACCGCCAGUUCUUCCAGGACAUUGGCUUCAAAGAUGGAUGGCUCAUGCGGCAGGACACGGAGGGGCUGGUCGAAGCCACAGUGCCCCCUGGCGUGCCGCUGCACUGCCUCUAUGGCACUGGUGUCCCCACGCCAGACUCCUUCUACUAUGAGAGCUUCCCAGACCGUGAUCCCAAAAUCUGCUUUGGUGAUGGCGACGGCACUGUGAACUUGCAGAGCGCCCUGCAGUGCCAGGCCUGGCGCAGCCGCCAGGAGCACCAAGUGUCACUGCAGGCGCUCCCGGGCAGCGAGCACAUCGAGAUGCUGGCCAACACCACUACCCUCGCCUAUCUGAAACGUGUGCUUCUUGGGCCCUGAUUCCUGUGCCAGGCAGGGCUGUGGGAUGGCGUGGCCACAGCUGCUUCUCUUGGCUACCAUGGCCCGUAAGGUUAGCAGUUUGUGACUGACUGUCUAAUGUCCUCAGUCUGGGGUUGUGAAAUAUCUGCCAUUGGGAAGUGCUGUUUCUUAUCCUUUUCUCUGUGGAUGUGAGGAAAGAAGAAAUAGUCUGGACUCACUUGAGGGAUCCUUGCUGAAAAGAAUGCUGCUGCUGCUGCUGCUGCUGCUGCUGCUGCUGAUGGAAUUGCUGUGACCUCAGGACUGGCUCCGCAGGUGGACUGGCUGGCACCUGGCCUCAAUCCUGGACUGAGGGGUCAUUUGUUUCUCCUACCCCUGUGGCCUUUUCACAUUUACCCACUGGGCCCUGGCCCCUUAGCCUUCCUGUGGGGGAUAUUACUGAGGUGUGGUUCCUGUCCCUAAAGGUCCCAGGGAUGGUCUGGUCCCUAGGGGAUCCUUCCCACACACUGGCCACAGGUAGGCUUGGUAGUGGCUGUGGGUGGCUGGAGCUGCUGGCUUCCCUGUGGCCUAGUUGCUCAGCAGCUUGACUGUGGCUUUCUGGAGGCAGCCUGGUUCCUCCUGCAGGCAGGGGCGAGUUGUGUUCUCCAUGGUUCCCAGGUCCUGGGACAUUCACUCCUACCUCCCUCACCUCCAAGAACAGCCUAGCUCAGGAUUGGGCAGCAUAUGGCCCUCUAGUUCUUGGGGGCUGCGUUCCAGGAGCCUUGACUCCUGUGGUUGGGCUGUUACCCACAGUAUUGAUGCUGGCUCCCUUCCCUCUGGGAAUGUGGUUCAAGGAUGAGAGCAGGGCCAGUGCCAUGGCCUUUUAGGUAUUCAUGAAGAAAGAGAACUCAAGGAAGCAGCUAAGGCAGCUCGGGGUAUCCCUGCUAAAUCCACCACCACGUUGCCACCCAGCCCUAGGGUUUUUCUAGCACCCGUGUGGGCUGGUGCAGAGCUGAGAGGAGGUAGGACUCUUUCCCACUUUGCCCAGCACCUACUCCCACCAGGCAGCUCAGUGGUGUUUAGUCUGCAGAGACUAACCCAGAAGCUUGAGUCGCCCCUGAAAGAGCCAGGUGCCCUGGGGCUCCCCUGGUAAUUUCCUUCCUUUCCAGAGGUGCUGCAUGGAUCUCCCUAUAAUAGCAGGGAUAAAGAAUCUGGAUCUGCCUUGGUGGCAGUGAUCUCCAAGUGGUCAAUGGCUCUAGGCCAAGACUUGAGUCUAACCUCUAGGAUGGGACCCCAGAGCCACAGUCAGGCUGGACUGUGCUGCUCUCCCACAAGAUUUCUGUGGAGCUGGAUUUUUUUGUAUUGUGAACAUACCCAGCAUCUCCCUCCUUUUAUUCCUGAGUGGUGUGCUCCGUACUGGGGCUCUGAGCAGGCUGUACCUUGAUUCUGGCAAUAAAAAUACUCUGGAUGCUGUAAAGUG